GUCCAUUGUUGUUUUGGGCCCGGACACCGACAUGCGAAUCAGCAAACGUGUGGCCGACGGAGAAAGGCGGUUUAUUGCCUAUUCAGACGAACCAUCCACUUUAUAUGCAUCGCUCUAAGUUCAAAAUUCAAUUUCCCCCAAAUCGAAUCGAAGAAUUUCGAUCAAGAAACCAAUCCAAGAAAUCAGAAUUACGUUCAGGCGAUCGGCGAUUCGAUAGACAACAGAGAAGAGAAGCGAGAGAUAUGGAGCCGCAAGGAGAUAUGGAGCCGUCGUCGGCGUGCAUAUGCGCGCUGUUCGGAUCGCCGGAGAAAGGCCACCUCUGCCCUAACUGCGACCAACAAACCAAGAAACGAGAUCUCGACGAUGACGAGCCAGCGACGGCAGCGGAAUCCACGAUCGAGAAGCCAGUCGGCACGAAGCGUCCCUUCUAUUUCCCUCGCGACGCGAAGGUCGUUCCCUUCUCCGGAUUCGACCGCAGGGAGACCACCGCCACAACCGCCGCCGCCGCCGCCGCCGGUACUGAGAACAACUCGUUCUUUAGCGGUAAAUCGUUCCGAACCACCUCGUCUUCUUCGUCAUCAGGUUCUAGCUUUUUCUCUAGCGUAGAUAGCGGCUUCUUCCCAACCCGCGGCCGUUCUUUUGAUCCGUCCACUUUCACGUUUGGAUUCGGUUCCGCCACCGAUACUACCUCCAAGACGGUAAAGAAGGAGGAUAAGAACUGCGGUAGUUGCAGAAGGCGGGUAGGGUUGCUGGGAUUCAAGUGCCGGUGCAAGAAACUGUUCUGUAGUAAGCACCGGUACCCUGAGGAGCAUCGCUGCUCCUUCGACUAUAAGGGUUUCGGGCGCCGGAUUCUUGAGCAGCAGAACCCUGCCGUCGAUUCCGAUAAGCUGGAGAAUCGGGUCUAGAGUUUCCCCGGCGACGGUAUCACAGGUAAGUUGAUGAAUAUAGGGUAAUAGUAGAUCAAAAUCCUUAGGGUCAAAAGAAUCGAAUUGAGGUUAGAAGGGAUUUAAAGAAUCAAUCGUGUGUGCAUUUAGGUGUCAUCCUGCGUCUGUGAUUAGGGUUUCUUACUGUUUUUUCUUUCCUUUUCCUAUUCCUGCUUCAAGUCUGUAGCUUUGGUGUGUACAUAAUUAGGGGUUAGAACUGUAGUGUUUGAAUCCGCCAUUGUUUACCGAUCCCCGGGAGUCCUGCAUUCAUCCUUCCAAGGAAGCGCUGUUUGUACUGGUUCUUUCCCUUGAAGGCUCGAGGCCGAAAAGCUGAUGACAGAGUGAGCCGCGGCAUCAGGUGAACUUCUGGGGAAGAGGGGAGGCUUCUGUACACUAUUGUUCUCACUUCUGUUUAUGUACACUAUAGAGAGGGAGAGAGAGCUCCAUUGUAUGUGCUUGCAUUAGAUAGAUGCUUCAUUAGGGUUAGGCUGUGCAUAUAGUUUCAUCAUCUCUGUAAAAACCAUUCUUCAGCUUCCCAUCUGUAUCUGGUCCUCUAAUGUUUCAGAGCACAAACUCACAUAUACUAAGAUGGGUUCUCUUCACUUAUAAUGAAAGUCUUGUUUUAUC
Molecule: messenger RNA, 1550 nt
Organism: Linum trigynum
Lineage: Eukaryota; Viridiplantae; Streptophyta; Magnoliopsida; Malpighiales; Linaceae
Source: the annotation of a GenBank genome assembly